AUGUCCGAGCAAACCUACACCGAAGCCAUCAAGGAGAAGGCGCAGGGCGCCUACGAUGCCGUCAAGGACACUGCGCAGAAUCUGAAGGAGAAAAUCGUCGGCGAACCGUCGAAGGAGGACCAGGCCGCCGACAAAGUGAAGGAAUACGCGGACAAAGCGGCCGGCCACGCCAAAGACGCCCGUGAGAAGGUCAAUGAGUACUACGAUCAGGCCACGCAGGACUCCAGAGACUUGAGAGAGAAAGCGGGUGAGUGAAAAAUCAAAAAAUAAUUUGGAAUUUUUUGAAAUUUUGAAAUUUAGGUGAUGAUAAAUAGCAAAAAAUGAUUUUUUAUUGUAGUUAGAGUAGUCCUAUCUGGAUUAAACUUGCCAAGAAUUUAUUUUAGACUAUUUGUAGGGUAUUCUGAAAAUCUUAGCUCUUGCUAAGCAACCAUCUCUGAGUUACAGCAAAAAAAAUUUCAAGAAAAAUUUAGGUGAUGAUAAAUAACAAAAAAAGGUUUUUAUUGUAGUUAAAGUAGUUGGAUCUGGAUGAGAUUUGACAGAAAUUUAUUUCAGACUGUUUAUAGGGUAUUCUGAAAAUUUUAGCUUUUGCUAAGCAACCAUCUCUGAGUUAUAGCAAAAAAAUUUCAAGAAAAAUUUAGGUGAUGAUAAAUAGCAAAAAAUGAUUUUUUAUUAUAGUUAAAGUUGUCGGAUCUGGAUCAAACUUUCCAGGAAUUUAUUAUAGACUGUUUAUAGGGUAUUCUGAAAAUUUCAGCUCUUUCUAAGCUACCAUCUCAGAGUUAUAGCAAAAAAAAUUUCAAAAUAUUUCGAAAUUUUUGUUCAAUCCAAAAAAAUUUUUAGAUCGUAUAGUUGAAAAAACAUCCUAGACUUGCAAAAUUUUUUUCUUCGAUUACCGACCAUAGUAAUUUAAAUUUUUUCCUUCUGAAACUUCAAUUUUCCCCUCUCAUUUCUCGUUUUUCAGGCGACAAAUUGAAGGAGGCCGGUGAAAAGCUUCAGUAA
Messenger RNA from Bursaphelenchus xylophilus (pine wood nematode), 996 nucleotides. The record is from the annotation of a GenBank genome assembly. NCBI's taxonomy places the organism in Eukaryota, Metazoa, Nematoda, Chromadorea, Rhabditida, Aphelenchoididae.